AUGAUCUCAGGUGGAGGAGGAAGUUCAUCAACAUCCUCAUGGGGACCAACGACGUCGGUGUCGGCAUCUGGGAAGAGGAUUCAGAGGGAAAUGGUGGAACUCAACAACGACCCUCCUCCUCAUUGCUCUGCUGGCCCCAAAGGUGAUAACCUCUAUCACUGGAUCGCCACCAUUAUUGGCACCCCAGGAACUCCCUAUCAAGGUGGCAUCUUUUUCCUUGACAUUAUCUUCCCCAGUGAUUAUCCCUUCAAGCCUCCCCAGGUUGUAUUCAAAACUCGCAUUUACCACUGCAAUGUAGAACCUGAUGGACAUGUUAGUAUGGGAAUAUUGAAGGAUGGUUGGAGUCCAGCACUAACAAUUACUAAGGUGCUACUUGCAGUUAGAUCAAUUUUGACAAAUCCUGACCCUUAUAAUGCUAUUGUCCCUGGCAUUGCUCAGUUGUAUUUGGGAGAUAGAGCAAAACAUGAUGAUAUUGCUUCAGAGUGGACAGUACGAUUUGCCAAGUGAAUCUGAUACAAGAGUCCUUUGACUUCUUAAAUGAAUGCUAUCUACAUGCUUUCUAACUGUAUGUUUAGAAAUCUCCAAAGCCAAAAUUAAUUCUGGGGAGAAUCUUAGCUUUUGGAUGCUGGAAUUGAUUCGGAGAAGAUCCAAAAAUGCGUUAUCUUGUUGUAUGAUUUUUCAAGGUCCUACCGAAUAGACUAGGCCUAGACCAUUCAGUGAAACCCACAUAAAAUUCACUCAUAAUAGUGUGUUCAAGAAAGUGUAUCAAAAUAAUUGUUAGCAAUUUUCUGUUGUCUUCAUGUACCAAUAUUUAUGUGAAUGAGAAAUGAUAGUUUCUGGUUCA
Lotus japonicus is the source of this 844-nucleotide messenger RNA. RefSeq names its product constitutive photomorphogenesis protein 10. The transcript is spliced from 4 exons. The coding region runs from base 1 to 507 and encodes 168 amino acids. Lineage: Eukaryota; Viridiplantae; Streptophyta; Magnoliopsida; Fabales; Fabaceae. The record is from RefSeq and is a predicted model, not a curated record.